Scaptodrosophila lebanonensis is the source of this 1493-nucleotide messenger RNA. RefSeq names its product putative serine protease K12H4.7. NCBI's taxonomy places the organism in Eukaryota, Metazoa, Arthropoda, Insecta, Diptera, Drosophilidae. Gene Ontology annotation, molecular function: serine-type exopeptidase activity; dipeptidyl-peptidase activity. Gene Ontology annotation, biological process: proteolysis. The coding region runs from base 7 to 1410 and encodes 467 amino acids. The transcript is spliced from 6 exons. The record is from RefSeq and is a predicted model, not a curated record.
CUGAUCAUGCUGAAAUAUAUAUUUUUAAUUUCGAUUAUACUUAUCCCUUCGGCUAAGGCCCAGCAAGUUAAUCCUAGUCUCGAUAAUGCUGGCAUCAAGAUUCUAUGGUUUGAUCAAAAGUUGGAUCACUUUAACGAUGGCGACAAACGAACUUGGCAAAUGCGCUAUAUGGUCAAUGAGAAAUAUUUUAAGCCAAAUAAAACGAUAUAUUUGUUUUUGGGUGGCGAGAGCACCAUACUCUCGCCCAAUACCAAUGCUUCCAACAUUAUGUUAACCAACAGUCUGAUGCAUGAUGCGGCGCAGAAAAAUGCUGGAUACCUCAUACACACCGAACAUCGCUUCUAUGGAGAAAGUAAACCAACCGCCGAGCUUUCUUUGGAUGAUCUAAAGUUUUUAAGCUCACGUCAGGCUCUGGCAGACGUAGCAGCUCUCAUCAGAAGUCUUAAAUCGGAUAUAUCGCGUUUUGGCAACUCAAAGCUGUUUGUAGUUGGUGGCUCAUAUUCGGGCAUUUUAGUGCCUUGGUUUGCCAAACUAUAUCCGGAUUUAAUAGAUCGUGGCUGGGCCUCGAGUGCACCCUUUCAAUUUCAUCUCGAGUACGAGCGCUAUAAUAUUAUAGUGGCGAGAACUUUGGAACAAAUUGGUGGACAAGAGUGUUAUCGUCGUCUGCAGAAUGGCACUGAAAAGUUGGCAAACUAUUUAAACGAUAAGGACCAAAUUGAAGAAGCCAUGAGAUUACUAAACAUAUGUAACAAGUUCAAUGUUAAUAAUGAUUUUGCUCUUUGGAAUGUAUAUCACAAAAUGGCUCUUGUGUUUGGCACGCUGGUCCAAUUUAACACUGGCACUAACAUACAAGCAGUUUGUAAGGAAAUUUUGCAAGGUUCGAAUGAUGUGGAGGCAGUUAGUCAAUAUAUUGUGAAGCAACUUAAGGAUAAAUCCCAGAAAUGCAUCGACUACAGUUUUAAGACACGUGUGGAGAAUCAUAAAAUUCUAAAAUAUACCACAGAUUCAGAACGCCUUUGGACCUAUCAGAGAUGUAAAGAAUUCGGGAAUUUUCCGACAAGCGAGAAACGUUAUAAGGAUAUGACCAACAAAAUACCCUUGAAGUAUUUCAUAAGAACCUGCUACAUGGUUUUCGGAGAGCAGUUCACUAGAGAGCGCAUAAAGGAGAAUGUGCAACGCACGAAUGCGAUCUUUAAGCAUUUACAUGAUGAGAAUCGCCCAAAAGGAAAUAUAUUCUUUACCCGAGCCAGUUUGGAUCCCUGGGUGGAAGUCGGCUUGCAAAAUAAUUCAAUGGCUGUGCUUUUAAAAGAUGCUUCACAUUGCGAAGACUUGAGGCCCAUCGGUCCCCAUGACUCCAAGCAGAUGAGAGCCUUUAAAGAAAGCAUAUUAGCGGCAGCAGCUGUACUCUAAAAUUACAAUAUUAUUUAACUAAAUGAACUCUUGUAUUUAGAAAUUUAAGGCGCUUGAAGUUAAAACGUAAGCAUCAAACAUGU